CAGAGGCAGACAGGUGGAUUUAUCCGUGUGGAGGUGGUGUUUUUGGGGGGACUGGAUGGAGGAGAAAUUGAUGGAUUAAUUUGACGGAGGAGAGUCUUAUGUGAUUCCCACUCCUGCCGAGGGCACCCGAAUGGAGUAACAGGCUGCAAUGUCAUCUCCACCUGGCCGCCUGGAGAGAUGUGUCACGGGAAUGGGAUCAAGUUUGAACACUUUUCCUCUGGUUUCACUGACGCUGUGAGAAGGAACCACAAUGCCAGUAAACGGACAGGUCAUGGUGGCUGCCUGCACGGGCCCUCAGACCACGGCAGUAAAACUCAGCAUUCAUCGCACGGACUCCGAAGAAGAAGGCGCAAAACCUCCGCGACCGCAAACCUGCAGCAGCCGCGCUUUGUGACACCGAAGGGUAUGAUGGGUGUAGUGGGCUGGAUGUUGCUCCUACUCUCCCAGAUGAUGGUGCCUGCGGCGUCCCAGAAGCCUCCAGGUCUCAGUGUGGGUGUCAUCAUGGGCGAGACGCGCUACCUCUCCGAUCAGGAGCUUCGCCCGGAUCGGCGCCCCGAUGACACCCUGGACAUCUCUGUGGUUAUACUGAGGAUCAACCAGACGGACCCUAAAUCUGUCAUCACACAGGUGUGUGAGCUUCUGUCCCGCACUCGUCUCCAUGGCCUUGUGUUUGCUGAUGGCACCGAUCAGGAGGCCAUCGCCCAGAUCCUCGACUUCCUCUCCGUUCAGACGCAGCUUCCAAUCCUGGGAGUCCACGGAGGCUCCUCUAUGAUUAUGGCUGACAAGGAUGAGAAGUCCACGUUCUUCCAGUUCGGUGCCGCUCUGCAGCAAGAGGCUCUGCUCAUGCUCUCCAUCAUGGAGGAGUAUGACUGGCAUGUAUUUUCUAUCGUCACUUCCAAGUUCCCCGGGUACCAGGAUUUCAUCAGCACACUGAAGAUCACUGUGGAUCACAGCUUUGUACGCUGGGACCUGCAGAGUGUGGUGACUCUUGAUGCUGUAGACGGCGACCCUAACUCUAAAUCACACAUUGCCCUCAAGAGGAUCCAGAGUCCCGUUAUACUGCUGUACUGCUCCAAGGAUGAGGCUGUGUAUAUAAUGGAGGAAGCUCGAUCCUUGGGCCUGAUAGGAGCCGGUUACAUUUGGAUUGUGUCCAGCCUCACCACUGGCAACCCAGACUUCACCCCCGAGAUGUUUCCUCUGGGUAUGAUCUCCGUCUCCUACGAUGACUGGGAGUACCCUCUGGACACGCGGGUGCGGGAUGGCGUUAGCAUCAUUUCCACCGCAGCCACCGCCAUGCUUCGGGAGAAAGGGGAGCUGCCAGAGGCCCAGGGCAGCUGCUACAGCACACCGUCAGACAGGAGCCCGGGGAAGCUGCCACCCAGUGCCCUGCGCAGACACAUGAUGCAUGUGUGGAAUGAAGACCGUGACUUAUCCUUUACUCCAGAUGGUUACCAGGCCAACCCCAAAUUGGUUGUCAUCGUCCUGAAUAGUGAGAGGAAGUGGGAGAAGAUGGGCCGCUGGGAGAACGGGACGCUGUCGCUGAUGUUCCCAGUGUGGCCGAGGUAUAACUCCCACGGGGACGAGGAUGCAGAUGAAAACCAUCUCUCCAUCGUCACACUGGAGGAGAAACCUUUCGUCAUCGUCGACAACGUAGACAUCCUCACCGGCACCUGCAUGAGAAACUCUGUGCCCUGCCGAAAGCAUGUCAAAGAUAACAGCACAUCAUCAGGAGGUUCCUACAUUAAGCAGUGCUGCAAAGGUUUCUGCAUUGACAUUCUGAAGAAGAUAGCGAGGAACGUCAAGUUCACUUACGACCUCUACCUGGUCUUAAAUGGGAAACACGGCAAGAAGAUCAACAAUAUGUGGAACGGCAUGGUUGGAGAGGUGGUGUACAAGAAGGCGAUAAUGGCGGUCGGUUCGUUGACUAUCAAUGAGGAGAGGUCAGUGGCUAUUGACUUCUCUGUGCCCUUUGUGGAGACUGGCAUCAGCGUCAUGGUGUCACGUAGCAACGGGACCGUCUCUCCUUCGGCCUUCCUCGAGCCCUUCAGUGCAUCAGUUUGGGUGAUGAUGUUUGUGAUGCUGCUUCUUGUAACAGCCAUCGCCGUCUUCCUCUUUGAGUUUGUCAGUCCGCUGGGCUUCAACCGCAACUUGGCCCAAGGCAAAGACCCACAUGGUCCAUCCUUCACCAUCGGUAAGGCCGUCUGGCUGCUGUGGGGUCUGGUGUUCAACAACUCCGUGCCUGUGCAGAACCCAAAGGGCACAACCAGCAAAGUCAUCGUCUCAGUGUGGGCCUUCUUCGCUGUCAUCUUCCUGGCCUCCUACACUGCCAACCUGGCUGCCUUCAUGAUCCAGGAAGAGUUUGUGGACCAAGUGACUGGACUGUCUGACAAGAAGUUCCAGAGUCCGUAUUCCUAUUCGCCUCCAUUUCGCUUCGGGACGGUUCCUAACGGCAGCACCGAGCGCAACAUCAGGAAGAACUAUCCCAAUAUGCAUCAAUACAUGACCAAAUACCAUCAGACUGGCGUUGUGGAUGCGCUGGUCAGCCUCAAGACUGGAAAGCUGGAUGCUUUCAUUUACGACGCUGCGGUGCUGAACUACAUGGCGGGCAGAGACGACGGCUGUAAGCUUGUCACCAUCGGCAGCGGUUACAUCUUCGCCACCACGGGUUAUGGUAUCGCCUUACAGAAAGGAUCCUACUGGAAACGCCUGGUUGAUCUGGCCAUACUGGGCAUCAUAGGAGAUGGUGAGAUGGAGGAGCUGGAGGCGCAGUGGCUGACUGGGAUCUGCCACAGUGAGAAGAACGAGGUGAUGUCCAGCCAGCUGGAUGUAGACAACAUGGCGGGUGUCUUCUACAUGCUGGCCACAGCCAUGGGCCUCUCUAUCCUCACUUUUAUUUCUGAACACCUUUUCUACUGGAGGCUGAGAUACUGCUUCACUGGCGUCUGCACUGGGAGGCCGGGUCUGCUCUUCACUAUCAGCAGGGGUAUAUGGAGCUGCAUCCAUGGAGUUCAUAUUGAUAUGAAGAAGAAGAAUCCUGAGCUGGAUUUCAGUCCUCAAGCCAACAUGAUGCAUCUGCUCAAGUCUGCCAAGUCCAUGGCUUUGUCUUCUCCUAAACGCAACACUGUGCUCUUGCAGCCCAACAUCCUAGAUGUGAUGUCGGGGAAAGGUAACUCUCUCCAUCUGCCCCCGAAGGGUCCUGGUCUCUAUAGCAACGCCGCUGGUCCGCACAGUUUCUUGUCAUUGUCCGGGCGACAUAAAAACCUUCUUAACAAUGCUGCGCCGUUCCCUGUGCAACAGAAAACCCCCGCUCUUCAGACGAGCCCCAACAAGCCCCAGCUGUCAAUCACAAAUGACAACGGCAAGACCCGCCCCAUCGGGCUGGCCCUCGCUGCCGUCCCACAGGGCUCAAAACCUCGAGCCCUGUGGAAGAAAAGUGUGGAGACGUUGAAAACGCAGCCUACUGUCGUAUCUCCAGGCCCAAGCCCCACCCCGGCCGCUGGACCCGGACCCCCACAGAUGAAGAGCCAGCGCUACCUGCCUGAAGAGCCGCCACACUCUGACAUCUCCGAGUGCUCCAGCCGGCCGCCAUCACACAAAGAUUCUGAUUCGAUGGCGGCCAGGGGCGGAUUCAAGCCUAUUAAUCAGCUGAGGAAGAGAGGAGGGGUAGGAGCAGGAGGGGGAAGUGGGGGCGGAGGAUCAAAGAUGUACUCCAUUGACUCAGACCAGGCCAGUCUGCAGUCAGCUCCCCCCUACCAGCGAGACAGCCAGGGGGGAGGUGAUGACCACACUUACCCCCCUGACCUGUUUCCACCUGACAACACAUACUCACACACUCACACACUCUCCCACCAGGCGGAUGCGCCCAUCUUGCAGCUGAGUGCCAGCCUGCUGCACCACAGUCACAGCGCGGAGGCCGACCUGCACUCCCUGAAGGACAAGAAAUACAGCACCUACACACACAACAGCUCGAAGGACAAAACUGGAGGUUCAUUUGAAACUCCGGGCGGGGGUCAGGGGUCACAGAGCGUCAGACCCGGACACUGUCGCUCCUGCCUGACCAAGCUGAGCAGUUACUCCGGCCUUUACACCGUCCGCUCCCCGGGGGCUCGCUGUGACGCCUGUGCCCACCUGGGAAACCUUUACGACAUCAGUGAAGACCACCUGCACUCGCACUACUCCCACACACACACUCACCCACACAGCGGGGACAUGUUUACACACUAUCUUCCCCAGAGCGAGCUGGGCCUGGUGGGCGAAGGGGACGGGCUCGUAAGCCACUUUGAGCCCACCCCUUCCUCCCCGUCUCCUCUCCCCACCUCUUUGUCGGCCCAGCACCUUCAGCUGAGUCGCCAGCACUCCUAUGAGAACGUGCUUCCGGACGACGUUCCCGAGCGGCAGUCGCAGCUGCACACCCACCUGCGGGGGCUGAGCCUGCCCGACAGAGACAGGGAGCGGGAGCGGGAGCUGGACGAGGGGGCCUACGCUAACGUCCUCACCAUGCGCUCUGACCGUCCCUUCAGCAGCCGCAGCCCGCCCUCUCCGUCCCCCUCCCACCACCACAGCCUCGACGCCCCUCUGCCGCUCCCCCGGCGCUCCAAGAGUCUCUUCCCCGAUCGGCCCUCUCACAACCCUUUCCUCCAGUCAGCGCCUGGCACCACACAACGAGACCCCUCCCCGCAGUCUGUCACACGCAUGCCGCAGAGAAGCUCAGCCCACGAGCUCUAUAAGCAGCGAAUGCCGCUGUCGCUUACCCUCGGUAACCAUGGCAGCCAUCACAACAACCAGUAUGGCAGCCUUGUCGACCAACAGGUGUUCUACCCUCAACAGGAGCCCCCCGUGGUGGCCUACAUGGUCCCACCUGCCGCCUCUCAGCCAAUGAGCUAUGUGACAACGCCGCGAGCCUCGAGCGCCGGCGACAACCGGCCCCGGCUCUACCGCCGCAUGCCGAGCAUCGAGUCUGACGUCUGAGACUCGCACGCAACACACUUAUCUCACCGAAACACACUGACACACACGCAUGCAAGACAGAGUUGUGUGUGACAGGACCAGGCAGCUCUGAUUCUAAGCGCAUACACGGUAACACACACACACACACACACACAGGUGAAAGAUGGGAAGGGAAGGACUAAAGGUUAAUGGUAAUGCCGAGUAAAUAAAUAAAUCAUUGUUUCUUUAUCGCUACCCUCUAUAGGGCAGGGUUAGGGCCACAGGGACACCUGGAGGCACAAUACAAGAUGAAGAAUGUGUGUGUGUGAGUGUCAGUGUGUGCACUAGCCUCAAGCUGUAAGGGGCACAAACUGACAAUAUGUCCGACAAGACGGAUCGAAUCCAUGGUGAAAUAAAAGAGACACUGUGUACGGAGUUUUAACGGCGACAGUGGGAUCUGAUGGAAGAACAACACGUGUGUUUGGAAGACGAGCCGACUUGUCCCGCCCUCUCACUAGCGUCUUAGAGAUGAAGGGGACUGACAGAAAACCCCUUUCUUUCUGAGAAUACACACACACACACACACACAC
This is a messenger RNA of Trematomus bernacchii (emerald rockcod), 5516 nucleotides long. It is a transcript of the gene grin2ab, whose product is annotated as glutamate receptor, ionotropic, N-methyl D-aspartate 2A, b. Gene Ontology annotation, biological process: long-term synaptic potentiation; monoatomic ion transport; synaptic transmission, glutamatergic. NCBI's taxonomy places the organism in Eukaryota, Metazoa, Chordata, Actinopteri, Perciformes, Nototheniidae. The record is from RefSeq and is a predicted model, not a curated record. The transcript has 20 exons. Gene Ontology annotation, cellular component: postsynaptic density membrane; plasma membrane; NMDA selective glutamate receptor complex. Gene Ontology annotation, molecular function: transmitter-gated monoatomic ion channel activity involved in regulation of postsynaptic membrane potential; NMDA glutamate receptor activity. The coding region runs from base 178 to 4968 and encodes 1596 amino acids.